Molecule: messenger RNA, 2316 nt
Organism: Thlaspi arvense
Lineage: Eukaryota; Viridiplantae; Streptophyta; Magnoliopsida; Brassicales; Brassicaceae
Source: the annotation of a GenBank genome assembly
CUUCUGGCAUUCCGGCAAAUUCCGGCCUUACUGGCAAAGCUAAAACACACUGCUGAGCUUCCCACACUACUCGAUAUAUCUGGUGUCGACAUCCCUACUCAUGGUUCAGUCUCUUUGGCCGAUGUCCACGAUGCUGAGUUCUCAACAAGCAAUACUAACGCUCGCCGCACAAGGAAGAAGAGUGUCGUCCUUAAUGCGACCACAACCUCUCCCAAUGAACAGUCUAACGACUCCUUCAGCCACCAACUGCAACAACUUACUCAACAACUUCACGCGCUUACGGAGAAGCACAAUAAUCUAGAACAGAUGUCUUCAAAACACAAUCUGCGAAAUUUAUCAUCAAUCCGACUCCGACAAUCCCGGAAGAAGAAGGCAUCCUCAUCUCAACUCCCAACCGGAGCGGUACCCACACACACUUUUCCACCAACACCUCCAGCUAUUCGUCUCAAUCCUUCUCAAUGGACACCCCCGGCUACCACUUCCGCUCCGCCAAUUUCCCCAGAGUACACUUUGCACCGCCCUUCGCCACCGGCUAAAACAAACUUCUCACCGUUAAUCAGCCAAUACGGCGUUGAGCGGCACAACAACCAGGGUGCUGAUGCUAGGGAUUAUGUACAUCCAUCCACCCCAACUGAUGUACACACAUCGUUCCACAAAUCGCCAUCCACGAUCGAGGUAAUUCUACAGCCUAUUCACGCUCUUAGACAAAACCAUGCCAUUAUAACAUGCCACCCGCAGGCCGCAUCCCACAAUGUGGUUAACCAUUGGCUUGCAACGGACCCACCAUCUACUAUUCUUCCAGCCGAGCUUUCCGACAACUACAUUCAAUCUGUUCUAAAAGAAUUAAGUGCUCACGCGGCGCCACCCACCGGGGAAACAGCAUUACACCCAAAAACCGACACCACUACAGCUGCAAAGUCUAGUAAUGGACAGCCACUCGAGGGACCGGAUAAAGAGCAGGUGGACAACAAUGUCGGGGACAUGGCAGUCGUGGACAAGGCAGUCGUGGACAUGACAGCCGUGGAAGGAAACUCAGUAGAAAAUACUACGAUCCUCGGCAGCAACGACGUCGACUGCAGUGUAGUGGACAGCCAAGCACAGUGCGAGGAGCGUGGAACCACAUCAAAGGUACUUUACAGCAAAGUCAUGGACCGCAACAUCGUCGACAAGGGUGUACAGUCGGACCACCAUGGUAACGUCGCCGACCACAUGUUGGUGGACAAGGAUGCAGUCGCCGUCAAAUCGGCCAAGAAGGUUCCCCUACACAGCAUCUCCGCUGACACUUUAAAAGCUAACAAUGACUCUGUAAACAUGAAGACCACUGUCGAGGGCAACUCUCCGAUUCCAGUACUUACGGAACAAACACCAUCACCGCCCAAAACGAAACUGUACUAUCGUCGCAACGCCCGUCGCAUUGUCCUCGAGGAAGAGACACAAGAGCUCAGUAAUGGUUCUCCGCCACCCACAAGACAGUCCCACUUUCCAUCUCAGAUGGAGACCCUCCUAGCCUACGCAAUGCGUAAAAAAACUUCACCCUCCCGCCAGUACGGUUUUCCUAUCAAUACGCUACUUCUUCUCGGCUCCGCUUACACACCCUUCUCCAAUAACAGCACGCACUACACCAAAGAUUGUGGGGCCUUCGACAACAACUUCCUUCUCGAGCUCGCAGCAUCAAAAAGCUGGACAUCUACAAGGCACAUGGAGGUUCUCAUGGCAUGGCUUCGGACCAAACAAACAUCCAUGGAAGAAGAAGAAAUCAUAUCUUUCUGCGACCCCAGUCUCAUCGGUUAUUUUCUCGCCAAGCAACGUAAGUUUUCAGCUGCAAAGGCCCCCAAACGUCUACGAUGGGAUGAGCUUAGGCCCAUCGCAGAGGCCCCUGGCUCGAGAUGGGUGAAGGACAUGCAAACGUUGUACGAGAAGAAAUAUUGGGUGGGUCUGGCUAUUAACAUAAGCAUUGGUAGCAUAGAAAUCCUAGACCCUCUCCCAUCGCUGAAAGACAAACGCAAGAUUGCUACUUGGAUGCGCCCCAUUUGCGAGAUGCUACCAUACGCUGUAAACAGUUUAUGCACACAAGCUUCACAAGGUAUUGGUCUUACCCCCUACGUUUGGCAUGUGGUUCAGGAUAUCUACGUCAACGCACGCACAGGUGACUGUGGUCUAGUGGCCAUAAAAUUCAUGGAGAUGCACGCCGCAGGAGACCCGGAACCACACAUGUUUGGGCUCACUGACGCAAUGGUGGACGACUUCCGCAAGCAAUAUGCAAUGGACCUAUACCGCGACCUUGUAAUCCCACUCUACUUCAAUCCAACCGUUUAA